CACGCAGUAAAGCUGUCAAAAUCCUCCAGCCAAUUGGCAUUCAGCACGCAAGUUCCCGAAAAUAUAGAUCUUUCUUGUGGAUAAUAAUUAAAUGUAUUUGAAGAAGACUUUCAAAAUGAGAAGUCUGCUUUUGAUUAGCCUCCUAAACAUAUUUUUGUUAAGUUUAUGUCACGCUGGACGUGACUUUUAUUCAAUUCUGAACGUAAAAAAGUCGGCAUCGGUGAACGACAUCAAGAAAGCAUAUCGGAAACUGGCGAAGGAACUCCAUCCCGACAAAAACAAGGAUGAUCCGGACGCAUCGCAGAAAUUCCAAGAUCUGGGCGCAGCGUACGAGGUGCUGUCGGAUACGGACAAGCGGAAAAUGUACGACAGAUGCGGCGAGGAGUGCUUGAAGCGUGACGGCAUGAUGGACAACAGUGACCCGUUUUCCAGCUUUUUCGGGGACUUUGGUUUCCAUUUCGGUGGCAAUGACGGCGGCCACCAUGACACACCGCGCGGCGGAAAUAUCGUAAUGAACUUGCACGUAACCCUGGAGGAGUUGUACACAGGGAACUUUGUGGAAAUCACGCGGAACAAGCCAGUGCUGAAGCCAGCGCCGGGCACGCGGAAAUGCAAUUGUCGACAAGAAAUGGUGACGCGUAACUUGGGUCCGGGCCGAUUCCAGAUGAUUCAACAGACUGUCUGCGAUGAGUGCCCCAACAUGAAGCUAGUCAACGAGGAACGGACGCUGGAGGUAGAGAUCGAGCCGGGAAUGAAGGAUGGCCAGGAGACGAGGUUCGUAGCGGAAGGAGAACCUCACUUCGAUGGGGAUCCAGGCGACCUGGUGAUUGUGGUGAAGACCAUGCCGCACAGUAGAUUCGAGCGCAGAGGCGAUGAUUUGUAUACAAAUGUAACGAUUAGCCUGCAGGACGCUCUCGUGGGAUUCUCCAUGAAAAUUGAACAUCUUGACGGCCAUAAAGUCGAUGUUGUACGCGACAAAAUUACAUGGCCCGGUGCGCGUAUUCGUAAGAAGGGCGAGGGAAUGCCCAACUAUGAAAAUAAUAACCUUCACGGUACUUUGUACAUCACCUUCGAUGUAGAAUUUCCAAAGAAAGAAUUGUCAGAGGAGGAGAAAGAAGAAAUCCGAAAAAUAUUGGAUCAAUCGUCAGUAAAUAAAAUAUACAAUGGGCUCUAGGAUACAAUUUAUGAAAUUUAAUUUAUAAUAAAUUCCUUCUUUAUAUAGAA
Messenger RNA from Hermetia illucens (black soldier fly), 1224 nucleotides. It is a transcript of the gene shv, whose product is annotated as dnaJ homolog shv. Gene Ontology annotation, molecular function: misfolded protein binding. Gene Ontology annotation, cellular component: endoplasmic reticulum. The coding region runs from base 92 to 1174 and encodes 360 amino acids. The record is from RefSeq and is a predicted model, not a curated record. Gene Ontology annotation, biological process: protein maturation; protein folding. The transcript is spliced from 3 exons. Lineage: Eukaryota; Metazoa; Arthropoda; Insecta; Diptera; Stratiomyidae.